Molecule: messenger RNA, 420 nt
Organism: Spirometra erinaceieuropaei
Lineage: Eukaryota; Metazoa; Platyhelminthes; Cestoda; Diphyllobothriidea; Diphyllobothriidae
Source: the annotation of a GenBank genome assembly
AUGAUAUCGUUUGAUGUGGUCUCCUUAUUCACCUCCAUUCCAACGGACCUUGCCAUCAGCACCAUUAACGAGCUUCUUCAGGAGAAGUACGAUGAAACUGAUCAACGGCUUAAACGAACGCACGUCAUCGAACUCCUGGAAUUGUGCCUCAGAACUUUCUUCACUUUCAACAACCGGGUUUACGAAAAAAAGAAGGGAACACCGAUGGGCUCCCCGCUGUCUGGACUGAUUGCCGAGGCUGUUCUACAGAGGCUCGAGCGACUGGUCUUCCGUUCGUACUCCCCAAAAUUCUGGGCCAGAUACGUCGACGACACAUUUGUCGUAAUCAAGAGGAACGACGUUCAGGACUUCAAAGUGUUGUUGCACUCAAUAUUCCCCGACAUCCAUUUCACAAUGGAAGAGGAGUACAACAACCAGUAG